Messenger RNA from Papaver somniferum (opium poppy), 321 nucleotides. RefSeq names its product ATP-dependent DNA helicase pif1-like. The transcript has a single exon. Gene Ontology annotation, biological process: DNA repair; telomere maintenance. Bases 1 to 321 code for a protein of 106 amino acids. The record is from RefSeq and is a predicted model, not a curated record. Gene Ontology annotation, molecular function: DNA helicase activity. NCBI's taxonomy places the organism in Eukaryota, Viridiplantae, Streptophyta, Magnoliopsida, Ranunculales, Papaveraceae.
AUGUCUGGAUUUGCAGCUACUAUGUUACCUGGUGGAAUAACUGCACACUCAAGAUUCAAGCUUCCAUUUACCCCAACAUCAAUUUCUACAUGUGACAUCGCUAAAAGUGACAAGUUGGCUGAUAUUCUCCAUCAAGCUACUGUGAUUAUGUGGGAUGAAGCAACCAUGGCACAUCAAUAUUCUGUCGAGGCAUUCAAUAGGACUAUGAGAGAUAUAACGGGAGACGAGAAGCCGUUUGGUGGUAAGAUUGUUAUUAUCGGAGGUGAUUUCCGCCAGGUUCUUCCAGUUGUACCAAAAGCUUCAAGGGGGGAAAAUGAUUGA